AGAACUACAUUUCCCAGAAUGCUGUUUUCUGUACAUUGGCUCAUGUUAUACAUGGGGGAAUAUGAGAGCGGCGGAGGAACCGAAAGCGACAGCAGAAUACCUGACGAUAAGUAUAACGUUAAAGAGUGGUCGUGAAAUGGGGAGGAUUCAAAGCCAAAUCACCCAGAACAGGCUGUCGAAAAAGGAAAAUCGUAUUUGGCGUUGUAUUUGUUUAAUAUAGAUUUGGCGUGGACUGGGGUAAGGCACCUCCCUGCCUGCUCUGCACCGGGGUGUGUGCGUGUUUUUCGGGUAGGCUUCAUCGCAUCACCGCGCUGCAGUGUGUUACUGGAACCGAGCUGAGGUGCCACGCCGUCGGCCGAUACUAUGUCAAAAACUGAGAGAGACCAAGUAGCACUGCGACUCAAUCCUACUGACCUAUGCAAUGAAAAAAAUGGCAACUUUGCUCUCUAACAGCUGUGGUUUGUAGCCAUAAAGAAGUGCAAGUGUGCCGAAAAAUAUAGUGGAGCGUGUUUGGUGCCUGUUAUUAAAAAGCAGCUUUGAAAAGCAGCAAUAGGCAGUCCGCAUGGAACGAGCAGGAAGCAUCCAACUUGAUAUUCCGGACUUCAGCAACUCCGUCCUGUCGCAUCUGAACCAGUUGCGAAUACAGGGCCGUCUGUGUGACAUUGUGGUCAAUGUUCAGGGCCACAGUUUUCGUGCCCACAAGGUGGUCCUCGCCGCCAGCUCACCCUACUUCAGGGAUCACAUGUCACUGAGCGAGAUGAGCACCGUGUCCAUAUCAGUAAUCCGCAACCCAACCGUGUUCGAGCAGCUACUUUCCUUCUGCUACACGGGACGCUUGUGCUUGCAGCUCGCUGAUAUCAUCAGCUACCUGACGGCUGCCAGCUUCCUUCAAAUGCAGCACAUUAUUGAUCGGUGCACCCAGAUUUUAGAGGGAAUCCACUUUAAAAUCAGUCUGUCAGAUGUGGAAGGGGAGAUCGGGAAAGGGGUUCACAGGACUGCCAACCAAACCGUUGACUCAGGAAGAGGUGGGACCGGGUUAGGUGGGUCCAGCUCCCUAAGUCCCAGACAUACCAGUUCCCGAUUGAUUGGCAACACUGGGGUGAUCAACAUCCGUGAUGUGAGGGAAGUCAGAGAGAUCAGUCCCCCUGGGGAAUCCAUGAGUCCCCAGAUUGUGGAGCACAGUGGCAUUGGCUCAGAGGAGGUGGGAACUGGGAAAGAGCCCAUUCUCCGAAUUAACCGAGCUGGGCAGUGGUAUGUCGAGACGGGGACUGAGGUGGAGAGAGGAGGAGAAGAGAACGUGCGGAUGGUGGACGGGUUUCGGAUUAAGACGGAAAGGAUGGAUGAGUGGAUGGGAGCUGAGACCCAGGCUUCGGCGGAAGAGGGCAGUGGGGCCGAGGAGGGGCCGACAGUGAUGAUUGACACCUCAGGACGUAGCACACUGGUGCAGGAAGGAGGGAGAGGCGGGAAAAGCUCCCAGCCGUCCAGCAGCUUCAGUGAAACUGAGAGGUUUAGUCCAACAGGAAGUGUGGUUGUGAUGGCUGAUCACCAGAGAUCCAAGAGUGAGUCUCCAGGAAGAGUUGACGAUCAGAGACACCCCAGCUCACAGGGAGAGGAACAAGCUGUGUUUGACAUGGGGGGAUACGAGGAGUACCUACGAGAACAGGUAGGUGAUCGGUGGUUCCGCUACAACCCCCGUCUCACCUGCAUUUACUGCUGCAAGUCCUUCAACCAGAAGGGCAGCUUAGAUCGCCACAUGCGUCUGCACAUGGGCAUUACCCCCUUCGUUUGCCGAAUCUGCGGGAAGAAGUACACCCGCAAGGACCAACUCGAAUACCACAUCCGUAAGCACACAGGAAAUAAGCCUUUCCAUUGCCACGUCUGCGGCAAGAGCUUCCCGUUCCAGGCAAUCCUCAACCAGCACUUCCGCAAAAACCAUCCAGGUUGUGCCCCACAGGAGGUGUCCCAUAGUGCCUCACCCGAGACUACCACGGUCACCUCCCGUGGAGGCCAAAACGAAGAUGAGUCGCCCUCCCAGGAGGAAUCUGAGGGCAAUGGUGGAGGGGGAGGUGGCGGCUCGUCCUUCGGAGAAGGUGUCCAACCUUCGGUAUCCACCACUGGCCCCGACUGAAAGGCUUUGAACAAAAACGUCACAAGUUUAGAGAGACACAGGACAGUGGGGUCCAACAGGACCUUCUCUUGAGAAAUCCCUCUGUCCCUUGUCUCCCACCAUCAACACUGAAUUUACAAGUUGGAAGGAGUUGAGUGAGCAGGAGGUUCUCUCAGCUGCUGUCGAUGAGGAACGGAUAAAAAAAGGGAAGUCUUCUGCAUCCUACUUGGACGAAGAUCCUCUAUUUUUUCCAGUGAUAACAAAGAUGCAAGGAACAAUUUGGUAGGAAUAGUGUUCUCUAGGGAUUUAUAAAUGGUAUUUCUGCUUUAAACCACAUCUACCUUCACCAUGCAAACUGAACAGGACGUCAAUAUAUGAAGACAAGCCACACUCCAACAACCUCACACACCACUGGAUGCAGUGUUUUUUUUCUUUUCAUUUCCUGUCUUUUAUAUGUUAUUUUUAUAUUUUUGUACUACUACAGAUCUUUCAGGAUAAACUAAAAGAGAAGCUCUAGCAAUGAUUUGGUCAAAUUGCGUCAAAAUUGCCAAACUUCUUUGUGCCAGAUGAUGAGUUGUAAAAAGAGAGGACAUCGUAGUCCUUUGCUACUUUGCCUUGAGACAAUCUUGAUAAAUUAACCUGGGGCUAGACUUUGCGCUCCCCAGCCAUGGCAAGCUUAGGAAAACGGGUUCAGUUUUUUUAUUAGGGACCCUCAGGUCUGACCUAACAUCAGAUUCUUGAUUCAUUUUUUCCGUUUUGUGUUAAGUGCCGAUCCGGCCUGCCAUAGAACCGAAACACAUUGCUCACAUUACAAGGAAAUUGUUUUUCUAGAACUUUGGGUUUAUAACAAGAAUAACUCGCAUCAUUAUUUUACUUUUUAAAGUUGGUAGAGAUACUGUGAUAUAGGCACUCAUGGUGAAAAUACAUUGGUAGAGUAUAGCAGUGACACAUUUAUUUCAAGUUUAGUUCACAUUAAUGCCUUCAUACAUCUCUAAACUGAACAACUCAGCUGCUGAAUGUUGGCGAUACAGUGAUAUAAAACAAGGAAAUCCUUCAACCUCAGAUAAGCUACAAUAGACCGCUCAGUUACCUCUCUCUCACAUUACUUCGCAAUACUGAUCUGUCGCACACAGAUGCGUGGAUGCACUCAGCUGAAUUUAAUGUUCAGUGUUCAUUUCUUUUCAUACAUUUACGUCACUCGUUGAGAUUCGCUAGUGUCACCAACUUUUUUGUUUUACUGGUCUGGCAAUAUUUUGUUUAUAAGAAUGUGUUUGACCAGGAGUAAGGGGUCUCUUAGGGGAUGUACCCUUGUUCCUUUUUUUGUGUCAAGACAUAAGAAAUGAGUCUAAGGCUGAGACGAACCAAAAUGCGGACUUGGUCGCCUACGCCGUUUAGGAAAACGUAAACCGUAUGUCUGUGAUGUCUGGGAUACGCCGAAAUGCCACGGAAUGACUUUGAGUGUAAGAUUUCCCUUCAUCUGAUGGAAGGCACUUGAACCUUGGGGUCAAGUGUCUUUACACUUGGCUUAUGAACAGAUGUUUCCAGUUGAUGCUUUCAGUAACCAAAACAACUGAAACUGGAAGUUCUUAAACCCUUAAGAUUUGGAGGGUGAAGAGGAAAAAAGAGAUUACAUCAGGCACUUAAAAAAUGGGAUGGGGAUGUGUUUUGUUUUGUUUUUAGAAUUUUUGUAUAUCUAUAUACAUGCGUCACUUAUGCAUAUUUAGACAAAUUUAUACUUGUAAUAACUAUACAGAGACAGUUUCUAGAAUGAUCAACAAAAACAAAGGCGUUUUAAGCGAAAGUAAAACUGUUAUCAUUUUUAUAAGGCUGUGAAUCACACUUGGUUGUGACUGAUUUUUAUGAAAGGGUUGAUGCAUAUAAAAAUCAGCUACUGAUGUUUAAAAUAGGGAUUUUGUGCACCUCACAUAAUAUCAACACAGGUCAGAACUUUUACCGUUACUCACAUCUGUAAACACAGGUCAACAGGUAAACACUUCUUACAAAUAUCAGGAACUCACUGUUUACUGUUUUUUUGUUGUUGUUAGCUUGUACCAAGCAGAUUUUUUUUACUUAGAAUUCUAGCUCUGAGUAAAUUGGGUCGACAUAUUUCACAAGUGCAGAAAAAAAAAACCUACAUAUGAACAUUUCCUCUCAAUGUAAAUACUCAUGCCUCAGAAGUAGUCACAGUGAAAUACAAUCCUGAAAAUGUUAUAAUUUCACAUUUGUUGUACAGCACAGAACCCAGGUAAAUAGAAAAGCAUGUUAACAUUGCUUUUAUAUGUCACAGUGCAACCUCAUGAUAUUAGAAAAGGGCAAAGGAUUUUGUCUGUAAACAUAAUCAUAAUCUAAUAUGUUAUAAUAUAUCCAAAAAAAAAAAGUUAUUUUUUAUGGACUUUGCUUUUAAGUUUCAAUUAGGUUUGGGGCAUGGGCCUGUUUUGUCAUAUAUAGGUGAUAGUGACUUAAAUUAUCUCUCUGUGAAUGAAUUAAUUGCAAUCUAAUAACAAGGGAUCUAUAUCUAUAAUCAGUCAUUCCAGUUAUCUUACUGCAUAUUUUAGAAAGUCUAAAUUUAAUAAUUAAUUUGGGCUUUAGGGCUUAUGAUAACUUUAAGCAUGUUUUCCCUUUGUGCAUAUCUGGCGUUGAUCUUGAAAACAUUGAUGGUUUUUAUUUGAAACAAUAUUAUUCAUUCAAAUAUUAUGUUUGGCUUUUGUAUUAGUUUUCAAGCUUUAAAUAACAUGGUGGAGGAUAAAUGUGUUGCUGCAGUGUAUAUAUUAGGCUGUAAUAUUUAAUGUUUCUGCAUGACAAUACAUCUACUGCAGUUUAAUGGUGUUGACUGAACAAGUCAUUUCUAACCAAAAUGUGUCUAAUCUUAACGCAGUGUUACAGAAUGUGCAGUUUCAAAUGAAGCUACUUUUGAAGCAAUAUUUCACCCCAAUUCCAGUUCAGAAAUUGCUUUCAGAUGAAGUGGUGCAAAAUUAAAAUGCACUAUAACAAACGCGUUAUCUUUUUAAAAGUUGUGAAACUGAUGACCAGUUGUUUCUCAAUUUAGAAAAAAUCUGUAUCUUGAACUUAUAAAGCAAUUAUACAUAUUGGCAAAUGCGAUAAAAUUUGUUUCAGUGAUUGCAUUAACACGCCCCCCCCCCACCUCCCCUCAUUUGUUUCAUAGUCUAGCUUGUGAAAAGUUAUAGUGCAUGUCUCUACUUACUAGUUUUUUGGUAAGACCGAAUGACAACACUGAGCCAUAACUUCAGAGUUUGUUCAGUAUUGUCCCUCUGGAGCAAAUAUUUUGUACUAGCAACACAUUUUACUUGGGUGCAAACAGACUACGUAUAUUUUUCAUAACUUAGUCUGUCUGAAAAGCAAGCAAACAAAUUUUUAUACCUCAAAAGAGUCUUUUGACAAGGAAAUAAGACAUUGUUUUCCUUCUGACCCGUCGAGUUAAAGUGUAUUUGCAUGUUGUCUUUGUCUUUUGUUGCGGCCAAACAUAAAUACAUUUCCUGGCAUCUAAAUUUGCACCAAUAGAAGCCAAAAAAUUGACUUUUACAAUUUGUCUUGCUAUGUUGUUUUAUUUUGCAAAAGGCAAUAUAGUCUGUAAAGUUCUUUCCAUGUGUCUUAUGAGACGUUAAUCACUUUAAUUUAAAUCAUACUUCAGGAAAUAUUUUAUCUUGCAUAUCCAUGAAAUAAAACAAAAUAUAAUAGGUAUUUUAGUGUUAAAAAAGGUCCACAUUUUAAAACAUGAGCAUUAUUGUCGUAGAAGUCAAUUACUCUAAUUGAAAUAGCAAAUCAGAAUAAUUAUUGAGAAAGUCAAUGUUUAAACAUUUUUUGAUUUUAGAAAUGAUAUUCGUAGGUGAUUAAGGUAUUUGAAAUUGAGAUUAUGAUUACUUAAAAUUUAAGACUUCUCACAUUUAAAAUGGUACAGCAAUCAGAAAGAUUAAUCAUGAUUAAUAAUGUGAAUGCCAUUUUCACAAUAACCACUGUUUUUUUCCUCACUGGCAAUGUGUCAAAUCCAUUCUUCUAAAUAGAAAUAAAGCACUUUAAGUGUAACUGUGAAGGAUUUUUAAUUCUGUUCUUUAAAUGUAUAAUUAUGUAAGCCCAGAUUGUGUGAUACUGCUAAACCCAAAUUUCUAAUAUGAAAAAAUAAACCUGUUUUAUCCUUUU
Messenger RNA from Carassius gibelio (silver crucian carp), 6262 nucleotides. RefSeq names its product zinc finger and BTB domain containing 37 (gene zbtb37). NCBI's taxonomy places the organism in Eukaryota, Metazoa, Chordata, Actinopteri, Cypriniformes, Cyprinidae. Gene Ontology annotation, molecular function: protein binding; DNA-binding transcription factor activity, RNA polymerase II-specific; RNA polymerase II cis-regulatory region sequence-specific DNA binding. The transcript has 4 exons. Bases 563 to 2128 code for a protein of 521 amino acids. Gene Ontology annotation, biological process: regulation of transcription by RNA polymerase II. The record is from RefSeq and is a predicted model, not a curated record.